Molecule: messenger RNA, 970 nt
Organism: Paramecium sonneborni
Lineage: Eukaryota; Ciliophora; Oligohymenophorea; Peniculida; Parameciidae
Source: the annotation of a GenBank genome assembly
AUGCAAUUAAAGUCAAUAACAAGCGAGAAAUAAGGAAAUAAAACUACUGGAUUUGGUUCGAGUAGAAUAGAUUAUUAAAGACUUAACACAGCCAAGUUGAAAUCAUUAGAAUCUAUAAUAUCUGAUAAAAAUAAUAAAUAAGUUUUGUAACCUUUAGGCAGAAAAGAUGUAUUUUUAAUUGAUACAUCUAGCAUAGCAAAUUAAAAUGUUAUAGGACUAUUUAUAAGAAAAAAUACAUGAAUAUUCUUAGGUUGAGAAAAAAAUUGAACUUUACAAAAAGGAAGGAGAUCAAAUGAAUGAUUAUGUGGAAGAUCUAAUUAAGGAGUAUUGUUUGUAAUUAGUACGUUAAGGUAAAAGAGAUGAUCCAACUCCUGAUUAAAUAAAAUUUUUGCAAGAAAAGAAAUAAUAAUUGAAAUAAGAGACAAUACAGUUACAUAAUUUAAAUAAGGUAUAAUAUUUUGAAUUGGAAGUUUAACAAGGAUUAAGUUUAAAAUUGAAUGCAUAAAAAUAAUAAUUGAAGAAAAAAAUUUAACUAUUUGAUGAAUAUUAUAAAAAGACUGAAUAAAAAAUCAGGUAAAAAUAACCUAAUCUUGAUUUUAAUGAAAUGCCUAAGGCUUAACGAAAUAAAUAAAAACCAAAUGCUGUAGCUAUAAUAUAAAAGACACCAGAUGAAAUUUUAUAAGAAAAAACAUUAUUAAUAGAUGAAUACACUAAAAAAAUAGAAUAAUUGACAUUUUAGAUAUAAGAGAUAACAAGAACUUGCAUUUUAGAGAAAUAAGAAUUAAUAAAAAAGAUUCAAGAUACUAAAGAAGAGUAAUUAAAAUUAAGUGAUAAAAUAUUAAACUUAAGAUUGAGAUUGAACAAAUUUGAUAAAUUAGAAUAAUCUUUGUCUAGUGAUAAGCGUAUUUCUGAUAUAAAAUCUAAUGACACAGAACAUUCAUAACAAUAACAAUAAGAAUUGAUCAUAUGA